UACACUCCAAUCUUUGCUGGCUACGUGUCUUACGCCCUCACCACUUACGUUUCCAUAGAGCGGUGUCUUUGUGUCAGUAAGCCCUUUACCGUCAAGGCGUUGUUUACGCCCAGGUUCACUCUGAGCGCUGUCGCCAUGAUUUCCAUUGUGGUUUUCGGUGCGUAUGUCGUCAUGUACUUCAUAAGCGAGGUCGCUUUCGUUUUUGCACCAAAUCUCAACACAACCGUGGCUAUCUACAGGUAUAACAGUUUCUUCUAUGCCAACCAGGCUAUCGUCAUGGUCUAUUACAAAUACGCUGCGAUACUUCUGCCAUUCGCCAGCUUCACGGUGCUUUGCCUGUGUUCAGCUACCACAGUUUAUAAACUGAGAAAAUCCUCGAGACUUCUUCUAAAGGACAACAAAGAAAGUACUAGGAAUUCCGAGAUUUCCCGAAAGAUUAAAUCGGGAAUAUCCCUUAGAGAAAAGCUGGUUGUGAAGAUGCUCCUGGCUGUCGUAUUGGUCAACAUCGGAAAUCUAUUUCCAAGGAUCGUCUUCUACGUGGCACAGCUCAUUGAGCCUGAGUUCUAUCUGCUGCGCCGCUACCACAACAUUUUCUAUUCUGUUGCCGUGUGGCUGUUUGUCCUGGACUUUCUCAAGGCUUCGGUCAACUUCUUUCUCUUCUUGUCUAUGGGGUCGCUUUUCAGAAUGAAAUUCUAUGAUAUGUUUGGCAACGGGGGGAAACUUGGUAAAAUAUGA
Molecule: messenger RNA, 735 nt
Organism: Lymnaea stagnalis (great pond snail)
Lineage: Eukaryota; Metazoa; Mollusca; Gastropoda; Lymnaeidae
Source: the annotation of a GenBank genome assembly